AGAGGAGGACCGUGGUGAGUUUGUGGACCUCUAAACGGCUGAGGAGCGACUUCUACUGCGGAAACAUGUCGACCGACAGGACGACGAGCCCGUGCAACAAAUUUCAGGAAAAUAUUUUUAACAAAAGUAAAUGUCAGAAUUGUUUUAAACCACGAGAACUUCACCUGCUGAACGACAAAAACAAGGAGCAGGUAACUUAAAACAACGUUGUUCUGGCUUCACGCCACAAAAAGGCAUUUUAUCACCAUGUACAUUUCAAGUUUACAUAGUGUGUUGUCUUAGAUAUUAUUUUUAAUUAUUUUUAAGAAUCUUAAACUUCUGGGACAGAUAAGUAAAAAAAAAUUAAAUGUUUGAUUUAUAAAUAAACCUAAUUACAGACUUCAGCCUUUAAAACAUACUCUGAAAGAAGGUGGUAUGUUGAAAUUAAGGUUUAGUUAAAGCUUUCUGCCAACACUACAGGCCUAAAUAUUUUAGGUUCAAAUGAGGGCUGUAUUGUCAUGCUGUAAGUCAGGGGAGAGGGUUAUAUUCUUAUCUUUUUAUUUCUUUUUUUAGGUAAAUCUAGGUUAGGUCAGCUAGUUUUAUUAUCUGUUAACCUUUUAAAAUGAUUAAUUUAUCCAACCCUGUGUUUUUAUGAGUUAAUAAGUUAAUCAGUGGUUCAACCCAAAAUAUGCCUUCACAGCUGAAAGACUCAACUCCCAUUGAGGUUUUAAUGUCGGCUUUAACAUUUUUUUGUUGACACAAACUAUCUGUUGCCCAUAAAUCCUUUCAGCUCUGUACUAAAAUCAUCAUGUGACCAUGCUUGUUUACGUGUUUCCCCUCAGGUGAGGCCGAUAUAUGGAGGCUGGCUGUGUUUGGCUCCUGAAGGGACAGACUUCGAAAACCCUGCGCAGAGGUCCAGGGUACGACAAUAUUAAGAAUGACUGAAGCAAAUAUAGAUUUUACAUGUGACUGAUUUUUAUUUGACUUUUUCAACUCGCACUACAUUCUUGUCUCUUCUUAAAGGUGUUUUUGUCCCUUUAUUUUUCAGAAAUGGCAGCGACGUUUCUUCAUCCUGUAUGAGGACGGCUGUUUGAGCUUUGCGCUUGAUGAACAGGUAAGAAACUCAAACAGAAUCACAAAAAAUCUGAUGAAAUUUGAAAACCAACCUACAGUCAUGAAACAGCUGCAUGCGGUGACACUACUCUGAAUGUACUUCUGCAUGAACCGAGUAAACUGUGUGUUAAGAUCAGCAUGUUGAGUCCAGAUGUCGUGAGCAGACCACAAGGCAUAAUUUGGGUUUAUCCCCUCAUUUAAUGCUCCCUCCCCCACCGUGUGAUCCCUAAAAUCUGUUUAUAGUCUAAUUUAACCAAACUCACCCUUUUAAUUUUAAUACCUGUCACACAUCAGCUGACCAGUAUGACCUAAUGUCUGUCUUUACCCAUUAACCGAGGACUCUUCCUCAGGGGACCAUGAAUCUGACUCUUGGUGUGUGUUAGCGUGUGUUUAUGUGUUUCUUAAAGGCUUAUAAGUCGACUCUCCAUUGCAUAAUAAUUCAGUAAUUGGCUCUCAAUGAUAAGAACCUGGAUCUAUCUUGACACAACUCUCUUCCUCAUGGGAUCAUGAAUUUGGUCUAUUUUCAUGAGCUAAUAAGUUAGCUCUUUUUUCCAACAAAGACUUGCUAGUUGACUUUAGCUUGUACCCCCUUCAAGUACUUCCUCAGAGGAUCAUGAAUCUUUCUUGUUGUGUAUUUUUGUCACUCAUCAGCUGAUUAUUCCCUGUUUUUCCAACAUAAUUCAGUUAUUGACUCUCAUGUACCAUCUGUCUUUUCUGUAGCCGAGCACUCUUCCUCAGGGGACCAUGAAUCUAACUGUGAGCUCAGACGUCAGCGAUGCAGAAGCCAAGACGGGUCAGAGGAACUCCCUGUGCAUCUCCACGCCACAGCAGGAAGUCUACAUCAGAGGAGACAGCAAAGAAAUCAUCAACGGGUCAGAACAUUGAUCAAUCAGUUUAUUAAUCAGUAGAUCAUUAACAAGAAAGUGUUAUUGAUCACCCCUCUUACCUUUGCAGGUGGAGUGAUCAGCUCUCUGUUUUUCUGCAAACCAAUAAACAGAACCAGAAGAAGAAACGGAAAGUAGAGCCUGUGACCUCCCAGGUACGACAGAAGAAGAGAACGAUCAGUUGAACUGUGUGGUUUUUUUCACUGACUGUAGUCGAAGGUUGACAGAUCUGCUCUUUUUUUGGAGAGGGAAUAUGAAAAAUAUGUUGUUCUGUUUUCAGGAGCCCAGUCCAGCAAAGAUGGCCGCCACUGAUCAAAGUUUCUCAUCCUCAGAGAGUCCUUCAGAGUCCAGAUCAGGUCUGACAUUCUCACAUAUUUUGAGCUCAAUCUCUUAUCUCCUUUGGCAGAUUUGGAUCAAUUUUUAAGGCACCAACUCCAACCAGAGAAUAAUUCAGUCUGCUGUCAACAAACAAAAUCCAGUCUGAGAUUUAUUCCACUCCAGCCUUGUGCCCAACCUUUAUCCUCUCAGUACUUCUUAGUCUCUCCUCAUCUGAGGACACAGAUCUCAGUCAGGUCUGGUGCACAGAGCUGAACAAAAAGAUGACACCUUGUCUCUUAAACAAGUCUACAAACGCAAAUUAAAUCUCACAUUGUUACCAAAACCUUUUCUGUCUCUCUUUACAUCCAGGCGACACGUCUCCCAGUCUGAGUCCAGUCUUCAGGGAUGAAGGACGUUCGCCUGACCCAGUCUGUGUGCUGGACCUGCUGAGCAAAAACUAUGAAGCUGAGAGGAACAACAUCAGCACAGACACCCAGGAACAGGACAGAGACCUGAACCAGGAUCCAAACAAGAACCAGGACCAGGGCAGGAAUGGGUGAUUUUCACUGACUGAUUCAGAUGCUAGAAUAUGUAAACAUGUCGUGUUCUUUCGACUUGUUGUUGAAGUUUUGUAGUUUUGGACAUUGACAUUCAGUUUUUUGCUCUCAAUAUCAGUCCACACUGCUCAGCUGAAGGUUGUCCUGCAGCAUUUUAGCUUACCUUAGUAUUUACUUUAAGUAUUUUUUAAAUGCUCUGUUUGCUUAAUAUUCAUCUUCACUAAAUAGCUUUUUUCAAAGGAAAUGUAAUAACAGUUAAUAGAAAUGAUAUAGUCGAGUUAGUAGUCCCAGACCUAGUCUGAUACCCUUGGAAAAAGAGAAGUUUCACCUUAAAAGGACCAGCUGCUGUUGUUUUUGACAAAGGUGACAUUACAAAUCCCACCCUGACUUGAUUUUGAGUGGUAAGUGAUAGAGAGGUGACAUUAGUGAGGGUGGAGGUUUUCUAAAAGUUGAACUAUUUUCAGCAGGGAUGAGAACAGUGAUCCACAACUCGAUAUCAUCUGACAUUAAAUGAUAUGUUGCAGAGCUCAGAGCAACUGUGAGAGAAAGUCUGGAGCACAUCCUCCACCCCUCCUCUCAUCUCAUCACAAGAAGCUUAUACAUUUUCUUUCUUUCUUUCUUUCUUUUUCCUUUCUUUUUCUUUCUUUCUUUCUUUCUUUCUUUCUUAUUCUUUCCUUCUUUUCUUUCUUUCUAUCUUUUUCUUCCUUUUCCUUUCUGUUUUUCUUUCUUUCUUUCUUUUUUUCUGUCUUUUUCUUUCUUUCUUUCUCUCUUUCUUUUUUCUCUUUUUUUCUUUCCUUCUUUUCUUUCUUUCUUUUUCUUCCUUUUCCUUUCUGUUUUUCUUUCUUUCUUUUUAUUCUGUCUUUUUCUUUCUUUCUUUCUUUUUUCUUUCUUUUUCUUUCCUUCUUUUCUUUCUUUCUUUCUAUCUUUUUCUUCCUUUUCCUUUCUGUUUUUCUUUCUUUCUUUUUUUUUCAGUUUUUUUUUCUUUCUUUCUCUCUUUCUUUCUUGUAUUCCUUUCCUUUAUUCUUUUUCUUUCUUCCUUUCCUUCUUAACUUUUUUUGUUUUUAAGUUAUUUAUCUUUUUUUAUAUAAUUUUUUCUCCCCCUUUCUAUCUUCCUUUUGUCUUUCUUUCUUCCUUUAGUCUUUCUCUCUGUUCUAUUUGUUUUUAAAUGGGCCAGUACAUUGCUGUGGACGUAUCGGUUUAGUGAGUCUAAUCUGUCAAGAACAUUUUUGAUCAGAGUAUUGAUGACAGUUUAAUCGUAUAAAUCAGGACGGCAGUAUUUUUCCGUAUUGAUGGAUUGUUCCAGCCUGAAUUAUCAGCUCAGACUGCUUCGAGCACACGAACAGGAACAGGAACACUGAACUGUAUUAGUAAGUGUGAAACACAGACGCUGCCUGUCUAAAAAACUGUGUUAAUGGACACAGACAUUUAAAGAGCUUGAGAGAGGGGGGGUUAAUGUGCAAACAAUUAGCACAGAGGACCCCCCCCCCCCCCUUUUAGAGCCAUUACACAUGGUAAACAGCAGAUCACAGACUGAACCCCCAUCACUCAUCAGACUGCUGACUUUUUAUUUGAACACAGUUAAAGUCCUGACUCUAAACUGAUUCAUCACAUGUAAUUAUAUCAGGGAAAAGACAACAAGUUAAAUUUAAACUCUGAAUAACUGCAGAAACUCCCAAGCGGUAUCGGUAUCACAUAUCCGAGCGAUGUGUCUCAGGAUAUUAACAAUGUUGAGUUGGAUAUAAAAUAGCUAAACAUCUGUUUGUGUUUACAGACAUGGCGGCUCGGCAGAGAGCAUGCUGGGUGUGGACGAGCAGGAAGACAGGUCAGCUGUUUCCAGGAAGAGAGUGAGAGAGGGGCGCUCCAACACACGAGAGGUAACAUCAGAAACAACAAGUACACAACAGUUACAACAACAACACAUUAAUUCAAACACAUAAUGAGAAUACACAUAGGCAGUGGGCAGUGUCGUCAUGUUUUCCCUCUGACAUGUUGCUGCUCUGUGAUGGGACAGAGGUGGAGCUGGGGGUGAGGAUCUCCACAAGUCAUCCUGUAGGCGUGUUUUCUAACAACAUGCACUCACACAUCAUUCAGCAGCAGUGCGUUAUGCAACAUCUGCAAGUCUCUGCACAGUUCAUCCAUAAAACAGCCAAGGAGUGACUCACAUAAUUUAACAUCACACAUAUCUGUGACUCAGGCGUCCAGGUGUUGCAGGAGGAGAGAAAACAGGUAAACACAGAAUAUAACUUCAUCACACUGUGUCACUGUGUGAACUUGUUUAAAUCAGACAGACUUAGACUACACCUGGUUCAGGUUUACUCAGGUGUUUACUCACUAAAAUGUCGCCAAGCUGAAAGUCAAAAAGAAACAAGAGGACAACUUUAUCCUGACUGUCUCUAUGUGUGUGUAUGUGUGUGUGUGUGUGUGUGUUUGUAGGGGGAGGUGUAAAUGUGGAUGUGUGUGUUGUAAUCUCAGAGACAUUCCUGUGACAGAUUUUUUCCAGGAUUCCUCAGACCAGAAACAAGACACAACAUAACAUUACGACACUUAACUUGAGUCUCCACAACCCACACACAUUUACCUGAUCAACCGUCAGUAGCAGCUAAACGUGAGAGCAUCAAAGACUCUGCAGCCUCUCUCUUUGUUUCAGUCGUGAGUCACAUCCUCAGCCUGCAGCCUUUUGCAAAUCUGCUUAAAACCCCUGAGAAUUUCCUGACUUUAUCCAGGUGAGCUGCAUGUGGAGUUGAAGUCCUGAACCAGUCCCCCCUGAUGAUAAGGUGGCUUUUCCCCCAGGCUCUGGUUAGAUAUCUGUGUAGAGUUGGGGGCAGUCUUUACGUAGCAUCAAGUAAUAUUCAAGCGCAUUAACCUUGGCUGUCUGGAUUAUUUUUUGAGGUGAUACAUACAUGUUUGAGUGAGAAGCACUGACUUGACACUCCUCUUCCUGCAUGCUCUUCACAAGCCCUGCCCCCUCAUCCCCCAUCCAAACCAAAUGGAGAAUAUUGAGUUUUGAGAGUGUGUCAGACAGAUAAUCUCCUGCUGUGAGGUGCAUGUAAGAGACCUCUUUCCGGAAACAUCAGGAUCUAAAAGGUCCUUGAAUUAUCUCAAAACACAACGAGUUCAUGAGCAGAGGAUACUAGACAAUGUGUGUUAGUGUGUGUGUGAGUUUUACAGUCAGUAUUAACCCCUCCUCCAGCCCCCUACUGUGCAGCCCUGAUCCCCCAUCUGACGUCUGACAUACAUCCUGGACAUUUCUAAACCUUAUCAAACUAAUCCACUUAGACACGACUUUCCUACCAAUUUUAUCAAGAUAUCAUGAAAAUCAGACGACACUAUCAAUUAUUUUAAAUAUGACAGAUAAUGUGGAUGAUAAUGUUAAAUGAGCGAAAUUGUAAGAAGGUUCCAGACAAUAAUAAUUGUGACAUUGGUUAGAUGUGAAUGAUAAUGUGAAUCGUAUAUGAAGUACUGUAUCGUGUUUUCAUUUUUUCAGAUUGAAAUGAUCAUGUUAGUGAGCUGUAACUAAAAUCAGUCACAAAAAUAGUAAAAGAUGUCUUUGGUCUGAUAACUAUAAUGUGAUCAAAUAUUUUCAGAUAGAAAUGGUAGUGUCAUUUAAAUGUACGAUAAUAUAAUUCAUCAAGCUAAGUAUAUAAAAAUGUCAGCUGUUUAGUUGAUCAUAUAAGCAAGAUGUGAAUGUCAGUCACACAUACAGUCUGUCAUAAUGUAAGUCAGAUUUAAAUUAUGUCAUUGAGACUUGUGUUAAUCAUAUUUUUAGAUAUAAACGACAAUGUCUCAAAGAUAAGAUAUUUACAUGUAAAUUACUUUGUUCAAAAAUAUAUAUGUAGUAAUGCUGUAAUUGAUUUUUGUUACAGAAGCUUCCAUCUUGUGGAGAUCUGACCCAGUUGUGCGUGUCACCCCCUCAGAGGAGGACCAGGUCUCUGGACGACAGGACAAACGACACUUUCAUAACUGUGAGACACGCACUGACUGUCAACUACUAAUAAAAGUGAUAAUAAGCCGUACUUUACUAAGUAUUUAGAUUAAAAUGUUAUCUGACACACUUAACAUCGAUUGAGUUUAUAAAGAUAAUCUAAGAUUAGUGUGUUAAUGAAAGCUGCAGCAGGUCACAUGACUCUCUGCUGCUGUGGAUGUGAGAGAGGGAACCAUUGGUGGAAAUUACAAUGAUGGCAGCUCUAACAGUGACCUCUAGAGGCCUUAAAGAGAAAGUGUACCCUUAAAUAUGUGAGAAGGAGCAACACCUUUCUUUUACUUUUAUUCAAGUUUACUAGACAUGUAAAAAAAAAAAACUCAACACCUGCUUGAAUUCUCAAAACCCUUUAUCUCUUUAAACAAAUAGCACUUUCUUUAUCAUUUUUACUCCUUUUUAGGGCCAAGUUAAAAUUCAGAGGCAUGAAAUACAAUAAAAAUGUCAAAUGAAGUCAAGCAGAAGAAUUAACUCAGCUGCAAAGACAAAUCUCUUUUUUUUUUAUGAAUUUGAUGAUUCUUGUAGUUACUGUUGUUUUGUUUUGCUUUUUGGCAGCCGGAUUUAUUAAACUUUAAAAAAGGUUGGAUGGUCAAACUGGAUGAAGGGGAGCAGGUACACAGCUAAAUAUCUUUUACAUUAAUCCAUGUUUUUUUAUCAUCAUUGUUUCUGAGAUGACAUCUCUUUGAUUUAUUCUGUUUCCUGCAGUGGAGGAAGUUUUGGUUCGUUCUGUCAACAAACACGCUGAGGUUUUACAGAGACUCAUCAGCUGAGGAGGUGCGUACGGGGGAUUUAAAAAUAAAUAAAUAAAACUGAACACGUUUGAGUUUAAUUCAAAAUGUUGAAGCCUUUUCUCAUUAUCAGUUCUCAGAUCUUGAAGGAGAAAUUGAGCUGACAAAGUGUUUCAAAGUGUCUGAAUCUGACGCUCAAAGAAAAUACAGCUUCAAGAUCCACGUAAGGGAAAAUCUUUAACAACAAACAUGAAAUAAUUUUGUGUUGUUUUCUGUUUUAAAACGUUAAAAAAUACUUUAUUUAAACAGAAAGUGAAACUGUUUUUAACUCACAGACUCUUCAGGGCGUCUUCACGCUGUCAGCCAUGACAGAAGGGAGCCGCAAGAGCUGGAUUCAGGCUCUGAUGAGACAUGUACAUCAAGCAAACAUACCUGAUAUCACCAGGUAAGGUGAAAUUUGAGUAUUUGUGGAAGAAUAUCAGGAUAAAGAAGCAAAACUUGAAUGAAAAUAAAAUAUCCAGUAAUUUUAUUUUUGGUGCUUUUAUGAUUUAUUGUUGAUAAACUCACCUCUCUCAUGCUGAACAGUUCAUUUGGACCCCUGAUGUCACCCGAGCUCCUCCAUGAACCAGACCUGACUCUGGACUCCUCUUCAGAGGGAGACACUCAGAUUAAACACGUCAGUGUGGCGCAGAGACGAAGAGAAGGACGAUACAGGACCUUAGACUGGGCUGGGUUCAGGUCUCAGACUGAACCUGGAAACUUGAGCUCUGAGGAGAGAAGGAGGAGGAGGAAGGAGGAAAGGAGGAAGAGGUAUGAGAGCGUGCUGGGCCUGUCCAUGAGUCCAGACUCCCAGCAGAAGACAGAGGAGGUGGAGGAGUGGUGGAGGAAGGUGGAGACGAGUUUCUUCAGACCGGAGAACAGUGUUCCUGUUUUUACUGAGAGCAGAGAUUCUGAGGAGCAGCUGGACCAGUACCGGACCAAGGUGAGAGACACAAACAGCAGCUUUUCCUGCAAGAAGCUCUGAGUUCCCCCUGAAGGAAAAACUCUGCCAGGUCAACUUUUUUAAUCUUUUAAUCAAAUUCUUCAGGUGGAGGAUCUGACAGCGCGCCUCAAGGAGUCAGAGCAUCUCAGACUGAAGCUUGAGGAUCGUCUAAGAGCAGAAACCAAUCAGCAGGUCUGACACGUUUCAGCUCUGAUAUUUGAGUCAGACUCUGUUUAACCUUUUGGAGACGAUUUAACUUUUUUCCUCCAUCCUCAGCUGGACGUUUUUCUGAGCUCAGAUCCACAAGAACAACCAUCAAGUUUCCAAACAGAGACUCUAAAAGAGACUAGAGAGAGCUCACCUCAGCAGAAACCCCCUCUCUUGACGCCGAGCAUCUUACUGCUUGACUCAGAUGGAAACCUGAGGGACCUGCUUCACACAGGCACCUUACCCUCAUCAUCUUCAUCACCACGCACAGAGGGGUGGACUUCAGAGACUCACACAAGCCACGAUGAGGUCCUCAGCUCAGACAUAAUAAUGGAUCACACAGAGUCUAUUUUGUUGAUCACUGAUCAGUCUGCAGCAACCGAUGACUCUUCUCUGAGCGCCUGUGUGGAGCAGCACCUCCCUCCAGACCAGGAGGUGUUAAGGAGGCUUACGCAGGAGGUGCAGCUGCUCGUCAGCCAGAAGGAGGCACUAAACCAGAGGAACCAGGAGCUGCUUCAUCAGCUGACAGAGGCCAACUAUGAGAUUGAGCAACUGAGAGCGGAGCGAUGCAGGAGGCCCACUGAAAUCCAACACCUCCAUGUUGAAGAGCCCCGACACCGCCAUGAUGAAGUAUCUGGACAACUCCAUGAUGAAGUACCCGGACACAACCUUAAAGAGGAGGAGGAGGAUGAAGAUGUCAGGGUGGGGGACUUGCAGGCUGGACUAAUUCAGAGGAACCAGGAGCUGUUGGAGGCUCAGAGUCUGAUCUCCUCCCUCGUGGAGAGUCUGAGGGAGACGGAGGAGCUGCUGGAGGUGAGCGAUGCUGCAGAAAAAGAAGAGGAGGAACACCACCCUGAAUGUUCGGAGGGAUCCGAGGUGAAGCUGUUGGAGCUGGAUACACUGCAACCGAUGGAGAAUGGUGAGCAGGAGGAGGAGGAACUUCACAGUCAAUCACCUGCAGAGGCGGAGUCUGAUGUCAGGGGGCGGAGCGACAGAGAUGGAGAGAGCAGCAGAGUUGUAGUCCCUGUUGAGGAAAAGGUCUCUAAGAUGAUUGAGGAUAUGACAAAGAGGAUGAAGGCUGUGGAGAAACUCCUGGAGGUGAUGGAGGAGGUGGAUGUUGGGCUCAGUGCGGCUGAUGAUGAGGAGGAGGAGGAGGUGGAGGCGACAGGGAAGAGUCUGCUGAAAAUGGAGGAGGAGUUUUGGAGAUCUGUGCUCAACAAACUGGAGUCAAAUCACUCCAAACACCAGGAGGAGGAAGAGCUUCUCAGGGAGGUGACGGAGCAGAUGAUGGUGGAGAAACAGGUGCUGCUUUUAGGGCUCAGUCUAAUUCCUGAAAUACAUGAAAGCAAAGAUGGUCUGAUGGACAUGAAUUUCAUCUGUAAGGGAAAAGGCAGCUGUAGUUUUGACAUCAAACAUUUCAGAGACGUCACACAGAUGAAACUGUUUUUGUUGAACCUUGUUGCCUCCUCCAUCAGCUCUUCUGUCAGCUCCUCCACCCUGGACAGACUGGAUCAGCUGGUCUCCAGACUCUCAGGCUCUCAGCUUUCAGAUUCUCUCUGGUUAAGUCUGAUUGUCUCUGCAGCCUCUGAAGCUCUAACCUGUGUUUGUUUCAAUCGUCUUCAGUGGAAGUUUGAGAGGAAAUUCAAAGAAAACGAGCAGACUCCGCCCACUUCUUCUUCUCUGUGUUCAAACUGUUUUGAAUUGACUAAAGAAAACCAGGAGCUGAGAGACAAACUGUUCAACACAGAAGAAGAAGAGCCAUCAUCACCGGUGAGGGAGCAGAUGGACUCGAGCUGUCAGACAGAGGAGGACACUGAGGUUGCAUAUAAUCACUUUACGGAGGGAAAUGAUGAUCAGACAGGAGAGGAGAAGGAGGAUGAAGAAGAAGAGGAGAGGAUGGAGGAGGACACAGACUCAAGGAAAAAAGAACAGUCCACUAAAACAACCGCAGAGGAGCUGUUGCUGCUGAGGGGACGGGUGAAGGAGCUGGAGGAGCAGCUGUUUGUUAUGAGAGAGGGGUUUGAUGGGAAACUGAGUUCAGUUCAGAGGCAACAUGACAGAGAGAUGGAGAAACUAAAGGUGAGAGCGGCAAAGAGAUUUUACAGGAGCGUAUGACAGACACCAAAGAGAAAAGACUUGAUCUGUUUGUUUUAAAUAAAACAAAUUUCAGAAUUACAAGAUCGUUUUUGUAAAUAAGAAAUUCUGCCCAGUUUUUCUGAAUUAAUGUCUCUUUAUCCCUACAAUUACAAAGAAACUUAGGUUUGGUUCACAUUCAAGCCUUUCAGUUUUAUUACAAUAGUGCCAUGAUAUUUACUCACAAGCUCUUUGAGGUUCGAUAUGUUACAGAGAGGGUUUCUUUUGCUCCCUCAGACCACCUGUGGACGGGGCUUGGCCUCUAUGGAGGAGUCUCAUCUGAAGGUAGUCGAGGAGCUGCAGCGUCGACACCAACAUGAGGUGGAGCGCCUCCUGCUGGAGAGAGACAGACUACUGGAGGAGGAGAGUGCUGCGACUGCGAUCGGUAAUGAGGAGCUUGUGUUAAACAUUGUACUUUAUGAAAUUAUUCUAUAAAACCCAACAUAAUUUCACACUCUGGCAAAUUCUAGUAGUAUUUAAAUGUUAAGCAGGUAUAUGUGUGUAUGCUUGACACAUUCAGCUCGUGAGCUUGUUUGCUCUUUGUCAUGAAUUUUAUUACUUUUCUACUGUGUGCGUUUAUUUCACCUGUGUUUUUCUGUCAGCCAUCGAGGCGAUAAAAAACGCUCACCGUGUGGAACUGCAGGAGGAGCAGAGGAGGAGUAAAUGUGAGUGCAGCUCAGGAAACACUCACCUGGAAGCUGUUUACAGACGACACAGGUGAACAUCAUUCAUCACUGACCGGAGAUAUAACACUGUCGUAUUGUUGGUGUAGAAAAGUCUUAACUCUGUGUGUUUGUGCAUGUGCAGAGAGGAGCUGGCCUCCUCUCAGAGGGAGCUUCAGGUGCUCUCUCAGCAGUUCUCCCUCAGGUGUUUGGAGGUUGGCCAUCUUGUUCAGGCCUUGGAGGCAGAGAGGAAGGCUCUAAGUGUGUGUCAGCAGGAGAACCAGCACCUGAGGACUAGGAACCAGGUGAGACACAUACACAGAAACACAUAUUUUUAUGAUUACGGGAUAUUUUAGGUUUAUAACUCCGAUUAGUUUGUGUGUAGACUCAUGGUGUUCUUUUGACUUGUUUAGGAGUUAAGUGCUCACCUGGCUGCAGAAAUCACCAGGCUGUGCUCUCAGGCGAAGCAGGACGACCUGCUGGUCUGUCAAAGGAUGGAUGUAUAUGAGAUGGAGGUAAAGUUUCCUGCCUGGGUGGAGGAAAAAUACAACAGAAAUAUUUAGUUUUCAGUCAGUGCUUUAAGUUGAGUAUCCUGUCCACUGUCCCAAAUUUUCUCCUGUUUUCUUUCAUUGUUCCUUUAUUUAACUUAUCUUAAAAUAAGAAGCUGAUUAUUUGUAUUAAUUUAGAUCACUCUGAGAGUGAAGGAGUCUGAAGUUCAGAGUCUGAAACAGGAGACCACAUCUCUGAAGGAUGAACUGCAGACUGCACAGAGGGUGAGAUACAUGAUGUCAAACCUUGGAAUUCCAAGAGCAAUAAAACAACUUGAGUCAGAGGUAGACCAACAACUCCUUUAAUUUUCUUGUUAAAUACUUAUAAUUAUUACCUUACAGGAAAAGAGGAAUGCCACAAAGAAAUACAAAGAGAUGUUCACGGAGCUCAAUGUCCUGAGAGCCAGAGCUGAGCAAGAGACGGAUGAACUGAGAGAGAACCUCAGGCUGGCUCACCGAGCUCUGGACCAGUCCUGAAAAAUAACAUAUAAUUGUACUUAAAUGAUUUCACCUUUUAAAAAAAUAUUUGAAGAAUAUCACCUCCUUUGUUUGGAAAUACAGAAAUGUUCAUAAAACAACCACACUUUAGAUAUUUAUGUUUGUCUGCUAUCAUUUAUCUG
Molecule: messenger RNA, 12707 nt
Organism: Xyrichtys novacula (pearly razorfish)
Lineage: Eukaryota; Metazoa; Chordata; Actinopteri; Labriformes; Labridae
Source: the annotation of a GenBank genome assembly